Messenger RNA from Spodoptera litura, 1342 nucleotides. RefSeq lists its product as uncharacterized. Lineage: Eukaryota; Metazoa; Arthropoda; Insecta; Lepidoptera; Noctuidae. The record is from RefSeq and is a predicted model, not a curated record.
UAUUGUACGUUAAGUUCAUUGUAAUUCAAAUAAUUUGGUUUUGAAUAUUUAUUAAGAAUUAAUUAGUAAAAGUCUUGUUUGACAAUUAGUGUAUGACCAUAAUCAUUGAUUUAAUUUGGCAACCAAGGGUUAACUUGACACUUUGUCAGAUUGUCACUGCUGUCAAUGCUUCAUUCAUUGUUGUCAUUCCAUUGAUAAAAAAUUGAUCGGGUAGCAGCAGGCGACAAAAGUGAGCGCGAGUGCGGACAACUUAUACUGAAUUAUUGAUUUUCGUUAAAAUAUAACGUGUUACAAGAAUCAACGCGGUGAAAGUGUUUGUGUAAUUUCGUGUCUCGAUGUCAACACAGUCUAAAACAAUGCCGAUGUUAGACUUAAAAAUGUAUGUGAGAGUUGUCGCUGCCGUGUUUUCUAUAUCAUCGGCCACAGCAUUUGUGCUAGCACUAAUGCGCCUCCUCAACCCAGACCUAUUUUACCUAGAUCCUUUAGAAGGAAAUGAUAUAGGUAAUGCACUAGGUGUCCACUACUUCAUAUCAGGUCUAAUGAUAGUGACAAGUGGCAUAGGUUUCCUGAACAGCUGUGUGGUGAUGAACCGCAGUUCCAGUAAGAACACGGGUCGGAAUAUCACCACCUGGUUAUUACUGGAUUCCUUGUUUGAAACCACGCGGGUUGUGUACGUGUUCGUCUGCGAAAUUAUGCUGAAAGGGAAGGGUCCAAUGCAAUUGUAUGAAUUGCUGAUCAGCGCUGCGCAAUACUUAUUGGACAGCUUUCUCUACUGUCAGAUGAUACUGCGACACUAGUAUAAGGAGAUUAUCCCUAAUUUAGGUGAUACUAUAGUUGCCAUCCAUAGGAUGCGCUCUUCCGCCCCAGAGGCUGAUAAAAUAAUGCAUUUGGUUUACAAGAAUUGUAUGAUGAUCUUGUAAAAGGUUGAACGCGUAGGAGAAGUUGACUUCUCUUUGAUAAGUGAUCGUUUUUUGUUUGUUUAUUUUGAUUGUAAAGCAUUGCUUGGGUGUAAAAUUGCCUGGUAUCCAAGAUCCAAUAAGGUGUUAUAGUUUUAAAGGCCCGCUAUAUAGUGUCGGUAAGAACUGCACUGCGUGUUUGCACAUCCAGGCAAUGCUGACUCAAAGGACCUUGUCCACAUGUAUUGUAAAAUAUAAGAUCAUUCCAUUGUAGCUGUGAUUAUCGAAUAUUACGAAUUAAAUUGGUAAGAAUCAUCUGAUUAUUGUAUUAGGUUGAGCCUUAUAGCAUUAAUUUAGGCAAAUGAAAAGAAUUUUUGCUUCGAAAUCCCUAAACUAAACUGUAUUUAUUUGAUUUGAUCUCAUCGUCCCUUCUCGCCGUACAAAAU